Danio aesculapii is the source of this 2202-nucleotide messenger RNA. RefSeq names its product ORM1-like protein 1. Gene Ontology annotation, cellular component: endoplasmic reticulum membrane. The transcript is spliced from 4 exons. NCBI's taxonomy places the organism in Eukaryota, Metazoa, Chordata, Actinopteri, Cypriniformes, Danionidae. Gene Ontology annotation, biological process: intracellular sphingolipid homeostasis; negative regulation of ceramide biosynthetic process; ceramide metabolic process. The record is from RefSeq and is a predicted model, not a curated record. The coding region runs from base 104 to 565 and encodes 153 amino acids.
GUCUGCUAGCGGUGUGUGUGCGGUGAGUCAGCCCGCAGUGCGCGCAGCGGAGGCCGGCAGCGCUCCAGCCUGCUUCACCCGGACGCAAAACAAGAAAAGCAAGAUGAAUGUCGGCGUGGCCCACAGCGAAGUGAACCCAAACACCCGUGUGAUGAACAGUCGAGGGAUAUGGCUGACAUAUGCGCUCGGCGUAGGAAUGCUUCACAUUGUACUGUUGAGCAUUCCUUUCUUCAGUGUUCCUGUUGUGUGGACCCUAACAAACGUUAUUCACAAUUUUGGUAUGUAUGUGUUUAUGCAUGCAGUGAAAGGCACACCAUUCGAAACUCCAGACCAGGGCAAGGCAAGACUUCUCACACACUGGGAACAGCUGGACUAUGGCGUGCAGUUCACAUCAUCUAGAAAAUUCUUUACAAUCUCACCAAUCAUUUUAUAUUUUCUUGCCAGCUUUUACACAAAAUAUGACACAGCUCAUUUUGUGAUAAACACAGCUUCGCUUUUGAGCGUUCUCAUCCCCAAAUUGCCACAGCUCCACGGAGUGCGGAUCUUUGGAAUAAACAAGUAUUAAUCCCAGUGUUCAGAGGGCACAGACCAGUUGGGAGCUGCUGCCUGAUAUGGGAAUGUUGUUGAUAACCCUUUGUACUUUGUACCGCAGUUGUGUACACUUAGCAGUUUUGUACAGUCCGUGUAAUUUGUGAGUCUCUUUGUUUGAUAUAUCUUGAGAAAUUGUUGUAGGGAUACGUUAGGAGGACAAUUCCGCAAGCAUUAAUAACUUAAGAUAUUUAAUGUGUUUUCGUUAGUUGUUUUGUGAUCCUCGUGGAUCUGGGCUGGCCCAGGUUUCAUGGUUGAAGUUUUUUUUUUUUUUGUUAAUUAGUUUUUGUUUGUUUAAAUGUGUUCACAUCACUGAUACACUGAAAUAGAUUAAUGCUUUUAGCGUCACUUCACAUUUCUAAAUAGGUUCUUAAAUAAUGCCAUGAGUUGAAAAAAAAAUGUGUUUUUAAAAUCAUUUACAAGCCAUGAAACCUUUCUGCUGUUUCUUGAGUUUUGUCAGUGUUUUCAUUGCUUCAGAGAUGACAAAUAAUAAACGUUUGCAUGAUUUCCUGGAAAUUAUUUGUUCACAAUAUUGUGUUCAGUGUUUUGUUUGGUUAAUAUCUUACAGCUUAUAAGUGACAGUGAAAAUGUAUUAACAUUACCAAAACUUUAGUUAAGUACAGUUGGAAUCAGAAUUAUUAAACCCCCUUUGAAUUUUUGUUUGUUUUUCUUACAUUUUCCAAAUGAUGUUUAACAGAGCAAGGAAAUUUUCACAGUAUGUCUGAUAAUAUUUUUUCUUAUGGAGAAAGUCUUUUUUUUUUUUUUCCGGCUAGAAUAAAAGCAGUUUUUAGUAAAAAAAAAAAAAAAAUUAUUAAGGUCAAAGUUAUUAGCUCCUUUAAGCUAUAUCGAUAGUCUAUAGAACACACCAUCCUUAUACAAUAACUUGCCUUAAUUAACCUAGUUAAGCUUUUAAAUGUCACUUUAAGCUGUAUUGAAGUGUCUUGAAAAAUAUCUAGUAAAAUAUUAUUUACUGUCAUCAUGGCAAAGAUAAAAUAAAUCAGUUAUUAGAAAUGAGUUAUUAAAACUAUCAUGUUUAGAAAUGUGUUUAAAAAAAUCUCUCCGUAUAACAGAAAUUGGGGGGGAAAAAUAAACGGGGGAUAAUAAUUUAGAGGUUUUAAAUAUUCUGAUUGCAACUGUACAUUAAUUUAAGUUGAUGUGAAAAAAAAAAAAAAUACAACUUAUUUCUUUGGUCUCUUUUUGAACAGUUUAUCUUUGCGCAUUAUUUCUUAUUUUCUUUUUUGAAAAGCUUCCUUUUACCUUAAAACAAAACAUCAAGUUCUUCCCAAAAUUGUUAUAUCUUCAGUUCUAAUCAGAAUACGUUGAAUAUACAAAGUGUCACUAUGUGAUCAGAAAACUCCAGAUCAGUACCAAGCUUCAGCAAACCAUCAUAUUUCUUUACUCUUUUUCCGUCACAGUAUUAUUGAAGUUGAGAAACUGUAACAUAGACCCGUUAACAGUUUGUAUCCUUCCAUUAUCUUGUCUUUUGACAAUAUCUGCAAAGCCUCAACUGUGCCAAUUGUUUUGUCCUUUUGUUUUGAGAAAAGGUAUGAACAUAGUAUGUUAUCUGUUGUAUGACAUGCUGCAAGCAAAUAAACCUUUGCAAAGUAUUAGCAA